AUGACCGAGUCGAGCGAGCUCGAGCGCGCUGCCCAAGAAGGGCGCGCUGCCACAAGCGAUGGCGCCCACACGCCCACUUCAAUCCGCGCAGUGGAGGGCUUUUUCGCCGCGAAGGCGCCGGUGGCAGGCGACGAGUCGCUCUUCAAGCGGUUCCUGCUCGUGCCUGCGUCCUGGGACGCGUUCCAACGGAAAUUCGCCCAGCUGGAGAAGCCCUCGCAAGAGGAGGAGCAGCAGGAGGGGGGAGGUGGCAGCAGCAGCACACCUGUCCCAAGGCGCGUGAAGGCCGUGUACCUGGUGCGCCAUGCGGAGGGCACGCACAACGCCGCCGACAAGGAGUUCGGCACCGAGCGCUGGGAGUCCGAGCUCGCGUUCAGCGACACGUACCUGGACGCGGACCUCACGCCGUUCGGCGUCCGCGACGCUCAGAGCAAGGGCCCUGCGAGUGUCAGGGCGGAGCUGGGUAAGGGUAUGCCGCCCAUCGAGCGGGUGGUCGUGUCGCCGCUCUCGCGCGCCAUCCAGACGGCCCAGAACUUCUUCGCCAAGGACCAGGUGCCCGCUGCGCCGUUCGUGAGCAUGGAAAACUGCCGGGAGAUCCUUGGCUACCACACUUGCGAUAAGAGGCGCUCCGUCUCGGAGCUGAGACUCAAGUUCCCGGACGUGGACUUUUCAGCCAUCAAGGACGAGCAUGAUCCGCUCUGGACGCCCACGCACCGCGAGACGGACGAGGAGAUGCAGGCCCGCGCGAGGGUGUUUUUGCUCGAGCUCUUCCGGGACGUCCCAGAGCGGAACGUGGUGGUUGUCACGCACUCGGGCUUCAUGGAGGCCUUGUGCGCGGUGGUUCUGGGCGUCCGAAUCCACCCUGCAAACUGCGAGGUCAUCCCGCUGGUGCUGGAGGCGGUUUGA
Phytophthora sojae is the source of this 903-nucleotide messenger RNA. RefSeq lists its product as hypothetical. NCBI's taxonomy places the organism in Eukaryota, Oomycota, Peronosporomycetes, Peronosporales, Peronosporaceae. The transcript has a single exon. Gene Ontology annotation, cellular component: cytoplasm. The coding region runs from base 1 to 903 and encodes 300 amino acids. The record is from RefSeq and is a predicted model, not a curated record. Gene Ontology annotation, molecular function: phosphatase activity.